CUGGUCUUCCAUUCUAGAGAUACGAUGGUUUAAACGGCGCUGAAAAUUCGGAGUUGGCAAGGACUUUCAAGAACAAUACUGAAAAUGGCUGCACGAUCCGUUAUUAAAUAUUUACGUCCGAAAACUGUUGUACCCCAAAUUCACAGAUGCGCAUCUGCGUUGUCUGCAUUUGAAAUACAACAUAAAACCCCAACUAUCAAAAAAGUAAUGCCCAUACCAAAAGCCCAUUAUGGUGGACGACACACAGUCACCCUUUUACCUGGUGCUGGAAUUGGCCCAGAAUUGAUGAACUACGUGAAAGAGGUCUUCAGUUAUGCAGGUGUACCAGUAGAUUUUGAGGAUGUAGAAAUUGAUCCAAAUGCAAACGAUAACGUUGAUUUAGAUUAUGCUAUUACAUCAAUUCGUAGGAAUGGUGUAGCACUGAAAGGGAACAUCGAAACUCGCAGUACAGAAGCUGGUGUACUUUCCCGAAAUGUUGCUCUCCGCAAUGAGUUAGAUCUUUAUGUAAAUGUCUUGCACUGUGUAUCGUAUCCUGGGGUAAAUUCACGACAUAAAAAUAUUGAUAUUGUUAUUGUUAGACAAAAUACAGAGGGGGAAUAUGCUAUGUUAGAGCAUGAAAGUGUCAAAGGUGUUGUUGAAAGCAUGAAGGUUAUUACAAGUGUUAAUUCUGAACGUGUAGCAAGAUACGCGUUUGAAUAUGCUAAACGAAAUGGAAGGAAAAAGGUUACCACAGUUCAUAAAGCAAAUAUAAUGAAGCUUUCUGAUGGGUUAUUUUUAGAAAUAUCAAGAAGAGUUGCAAAAGAUUACCCAGAUAUUACUCAUAAUAAUAUGAUUAUUGAUAAUACGUGUAUGCAAUUGGUCUCAAAUCCACAUCAGUUUGAUAUAAUAUUAACAACCAAUUUAUAUGGAGCAAUUGUAUCAAAUGUAGUAUGUGGUUUAUUAGGUGGUGCUGGAUUAUUAGCAGGCAAAAAUUUUGGCGAUCAUUAUACAAUCUUUGAACCAGGUACUCGUAACACUGGUACAGGCAUUGCUGGAAAAAAUAUUGCUAAUCCUAUUGCAAUGUUAAAUGCUGCUGUUGAUAUGUUACGUCAUCUUGGACAUAAAUAUCAUGCUUCUUUAAUUCAGAAUGCCAUCAAUAAAACUAUAAACCAAGGUAUACACACUCGCGAUCUUGGUGGACAAGCUACCAGUAGAGAAGUUGUCGACACCAUAAUGAAACACAUUAAAACAGCAUCUGAUUAAGACUGAUAAAUAUAUCAUGUUAAAAACUGAUAUAAUAAUCUAGAACUAUACGUAUAUAUUUAAUUUUACUUUUUCGAAAGGAUAUCCAUCGUUUGGUAUAAUAUUGAAGUAUUGUUGCAAUUGAUAGCAUUAACUAUAUCUUACUUCUUUGCUUAAAAGAGACUCUAUGCGUAUUUCGUACAAAAUUAUAUAAAACAACUUUUAAUUAAAAUGACACAUUUGAUACUUGUACUAUAAUAAUAUUUUAUGUAAUAUAAUGACAUCGUUGAAUUAUUCAUCAAGUUCGAAAUUUGUAAAAUAUAUAUAAGCAAAAUAGUAUUAGUAGAGAUUAAAUAUUGUAAUUAUUCUUACAAGACAUGUUUGGGAUGUAAAUUUUUUUCAUUUACAUCUCGUUGAAAUAUAUUUUCUUGCAAUUUUAUGUUUCUACAUGUCUUUAAUAAUUGUAGUCUAAUGGUAAUUUGCUGAAAAAAUGAUUUGUACUGAACGAUAUAUUAGUGAACUUAAUUUAUUUUAUUUCAUUUAUAAAAUAUUUAGAUAGUGGAAAAUACUUAAUAUUAACAAUAUUGUAUUAUAGAAUAUAUAAAAAUCAUUAAAAUCCUGAUA
Molecule: messenger RNA, 1845 nt
Organism: Frieseomelitta varia
Lineage: Eukaryota; Metazoa; Arthropoda; Insecta; Hymenoptera; Apidae
Gene: Idh3g
Product: isocitrate dehydrogenase [NAD] subunit gamma, mitochondrial
Exons: 3
Coding region: 85-1242 (385 amino acids)
Biological process (GO): isocitrate metabolic process; tricarboxylic acid cycle
Cellular component (GO): mitochondrion
Source: RefSeq, a predicted model, not a curated record